AGAAAGUCAGAAACUAAAGGUGAUAGAUAGAUCAGGGAAAAAGAGAGUGGAAAACAAGAUAGGUUGAAGUAACCCCCAAGCCACAGAUAUACUACCCGUCGUAUCCGAGACUGCUACGAAUCAUUUUGCAGCUAGACAUCUGAUCUGCUGGAGAGGGACAGCGUUCAGUACAGUGGUGACACGAUGGCUCCCUUGAAAUCAGUUGGUUAGCUAAGGUAGUGCCUGUUGGCGCUGUGGUUGCCACCUGACCACACGUCAUUGGUGACCAUCCUCGAACUUCGAUCUUGGCUGAACUUUUGGCCUCUUGUCCUUCCAUUCUCGCCUGCUGUGAACUACCUUUCUACUUAACCAAGACAAGACCGCCCCUUCGUCGCCCGCGGAUCCGCCGCAUCCCGGUAUCGCAACUUCGUAAACGCAGACAAUGGCCGGCUUUCGCCUUACAAUCGAAGACGGCAAGUUCUGCGACGAGCAUGGCAGGCAGGUCAUCCUUAGAGGCAUCAAUGUCGCCGGCGAAGCCAAAUACCCUAGCAGACCCGACCAGCCUUCACACGUCCCUGACGACUUCUUCGACGGCGACAAUGUCAGCUUCUCAAAGAGACCGUUCUCUAAGGACGAGGCGCAUCUUCAUUUCUCGCGGUUAAAGCGCUUCGGCUACAACACGAUCCGCUAUGUCUUUACGUGGGAAGCGAUCGAGGCGGCCGGGCCGGGGAUCUACGACGAGGAGUGGAUAGAGAAUACCAUCGGGAUCCUUAGGGCGGCAAAGAGCUACGGCUUUUAUAUCUUCAUGGACCCUCACCAGGAUGUGUGGUCUCGCUUCUCUGGUGGCUCGGGUGCGCCAAUGUGGACGCUGUACGCGGCCGGCCUCAACCCCCAGAGCUUUGCGGCAACGGAAGCCGCCAUUGUACACAAUACAUACCCGGAGGAGAAGACAUACCCAAAAAUGAUCUGGGCAACAAACUAUUAUCGCCUCGCUGCCGCCACAUUGUUCACCCUCUUCUUCGCCGGCAAGGACUUUGCGCCAAAGUGCAUCAUUGACGGCAUGAACAUUCAAGAUUACCUCCAGGGCCAUUUCCUCCGAGCAUGUGCCCAUCUCGCAAAGCGUAUCCACGAAGCCGGCGACAUCGAAAACGACGUCGUCUUUGGUUGGGAAAGCUUCAACGAACCGAACAAAGGCAUGAUUGGAUACGAAGAUAUCAGUGUCAUACCCAAGGAGCAGGCUCUGAAGAAGGGAACCUGCCCGACGAUAUGGCAGACGAUACUGACUGGGUCGGGCCGGGCUGUGGAGGUUGAGACGUGGGACAUGGGCGGACUCGGCCCGUAUAAAGUCGGGAGGACGCUGAUUGACCCUCAUGGCGAGAUUGCGUGGCUGCCGGUCGGCUACGACGAUUCGCGUUAUGGGUAUAAGAGAGACCCGGGGUGGAAGCUAGGAGAAUGCGUAUGGGCGCAGCAUGGUGUUUGGGAUCCAUCUACCGACACGCUCCUCCAAAAGGACUAUUUUGGAAAACACCCAACCACCGGAGACACCAUCGACUACCCUUACUUCACAAACAAUUACUUCAUGGAUUUCUACCGAAAAUAUCGCGACUUGAUCCGGACGUACCAUAAGGAUGCAAUCAUGCUGCUCCAAGGGCCUGCCAUGGAACUUCCACCGCAAAUCAAAGACACCCCCGACGGCGACGACCCUUUACUUGUGUAUGCGCCCCAUUGGUACGAUGGGAUCACGUUGAUGACGAAGAAGUGGAAUCGCAACUGGAAUGUUGACGUCAUCGGCGUGCUUCGCGGACGGUAUUGGCAUCCUGCCUUUGCGGUGAAGUUGGGGGAGACGGCAAUCCGAAACUGCUUCAAGGACCAGCACGCGGCUAUGCGCCAGGAAGGACUUGACCGCAUCGGAAACCACCCCUGCGUAAUGACAGAGUUCGGCAUCCCCUACGACAUGGACAACCAGUACGCCUAUAAGACGGGCGACUAUGCAAGCCAGUCAGCAGCUAUGGAUGCCAAUCACUAUGCCGUGGAAGGUGCCGGGCUGGAAGGCUAUACCUUGUGGCUGUACAUGUCCCGGAACAACCACGAGAGGGGAGACCAUUGGAAUGGCGAAGACCUCUCCAUCUUCUCAGUCGACGAUAAACUCCUUCCCCUCCCACAGCGACCUCGGAGCUCAGAGCUCGAUGGGUCGACUUCAAGCCUCCUGAAACCCACCACUAGUGCCGCCGGGUCGCGGGAAGAGCAAGACGACGAUGGUAGCGUCACGCCAGCCAACCUCAAACGAUCGAUCACUAACCCAUCGAUAUCAUCAGAGGCUACCACGCGCCAACCAGAACUGACCGCCGCCCCCGGCCAUCGGGCAGCUGAGGCGUACGUACGGCCGGCGCCAAUCUGCGCCGCAGGAGUUAUUACAGAUUACGGAUUCGAUCUUCGCCGCUGCUUCUUUCACUUGACCAUCAAGGCGCCCAAGGCGGCUGACACGGAUGCUCCGACGGUAGUGUUCCUGCCCGAGUACCAUUUCCCCAAAGACGCAUGCUCGGUCGAGGUGAGCUCGGGGAAGUGGGAGAUUAGCAGCGACGAGGACGAGACGGUCCUCCUGCAGCGGCUACGCUGGUGGCACGAUGAUGGGACACAGACACUGAAGGUGUCGGGGGUUGUGAGGAAGCAUAAUGCUGGAGAGGGCCCCGAGGACUUUUAUGAGCAAUGUAACCAGGGUGCGUGGAGUAAUUGCAAUCUCAUGUAGAACGGGCGGGCACAGAGGGCAAGUUAUGAGGUGGUUUGUUUGGUUUGUUUAUAUUGCUCUGGCGUGCAUACGUGGGAUGAGCAGGAGUUUCGGUUGUACAUUUUCUUUUUGGGAGGAUGGCUAUAUUGAGCCGAGCCUGGAUAACCGCAGCAAGCGUUUCCACUACAUCAUCCCGCCGUAUAUAUAUGGAUUGUAAUGUCGUCUCUAAGGAGUGAAGGUUCCACGCUGCUCGAAAUCCUAUGUGUUUCUGCCUCCUUAGAGAAGGUUUAUGAGCGAGUUUGCAUAUAUGGUACUGACCUCCGAUAUUGAGUAUAGUCAACAAUCACCGAGAAAUAGUCAAACAGCUAAGGG
Canariomyces notabilis is the source of this 3076-nucleotide messenger RNA. Its product is annotated as glycoside hydrolase family 5 protein. The record is from RefSeq and is a predicted model, not a curated record. Gene Ontology annotation, biological process: ergosteryl 3-beta-D-glucoside catabolic process. Gene Ontology annotation, molecular function: steryl-beta-glucosidase activity. The transcript is spliced from 2 exons. Bases 422 to 2725 code for a protein of 767 amino acids. NCBI's taxonomy places the organism in Eukaryota, Fungi, Ascomycota, Sordariomycetes, Sordariales, Chaetomiaceae.